Messenger RNA from Atta colombica, 2403 nucleotides. RefSeq lists its product as uncharacterized. Gene Ontology annotation, molecular function: serine-type endopeptidase inhibitor activity. Lineage: Eukaryota; Metazoa; Arthropoda; Insecta; Hymenoptera; Formicidae. The transcript is spliced from 7 exons. The coding region runs from base 1 to 2403 and encodes 800 amino acids. The record is from RefSeq and is a predicted model, not a curated record.
AUGGGAAAGUCAUUGCACCUGAUUGUAAUAUUGCAGGCAGUAUCGUCCGCAUUCGCUUAUAGGUACGAUCAUCCUUGGUAUCGCACGGACACGGACCGUCCAGUUGACGUGAUCACCGAUGUCGUCAACGAGCUCGGGGUGAGGAUCCUUCAGCAAUAUUUGACGCGUGGAAACGUCGCUUUCUCGCCAACGGGGAUUGCCUUCGUACUAGCGGCGCUCUACGAAGGAUCCGCGGGUAGAGGAAGUCAACAAAUCGCCGAGGCCAUAGGCCUACCAACCAACCGGGAUGUUACCAGGAUCGGUUUCAGGGAUAUUCACCGACGAUUACGAAGUUACCUUAACGCCGAUGGUUUCCUGGGUGGUUUGACACUAAGCAGAGAAAAUACCAAACUUCGUCCUGACUAUGAAGACAUUCUGAGAUUUUAUGGCUUCGAUUUGUCGAGUAUUGAACAAGAGGUGAACGUUACCGUUAGUAUGGAAGACUCAUCAGGUAUAACUGAACUUCCGACAUCCACGAUCGGCUCAAGCAUGCCAUCAACAGAGAUGGCAAACACUGAGAAUGUGCCGGACAUGACAACGACAACAUCGGGUGCAAUCAUGACGCUUCCUCCGGCUGGUGCGGAAACAACAGUCGUUCCAUCGACCGCAGCGGGCGUUACUCAGCAAACUGUCACGAUGGCAUCGACGGGUGCAACCGAUGUACAAUCGACAUUGGCUUCGGUCACCAGCACCGGAACAAUUGUCCAGAAUAUAUCGCCAACGCAAUCGAUAAAUUCCUUGGUUACUUCCGGCGAAAGUAUCCAGCCGACUUCAUCCGCGGAAACUAUCGUAGGUUCGUCGAAUACGAUUACUCCAAUAGUAAACACAGACAGUCAAAUGAUUCCAACUACAAAUGUAGUCACCGUCGCGGGUAAUCAGGGUCAGCAAACUUCCCCAACAGUCAUCGCUGGCGAUAGUGCAACGAGUGCUAGCGUUUCUAACGAGAGCGUUCAACCAUCGACAGGCGCAGGAACGACAGCAACUGUGAUUGAUGCUGACGUGACGAUGAAUACUGAUGUUUCAACUUUUGCUACGAAUACCGAGAUACCAAUGAUAACAAAUAUGUUGAGUUCGAACUCGCCGACUACAAUCGUCACGGAUCCAAGUAUCGACGCAUUAGUAGUCGCCAGCUUAGUCGUUAACAUGACGUCUGCUAAUACAACUAUUCCCAAUGCAACCUUGAAUACCGUUAUUAUGAAUUCGUUAACUACUGUAGUACCAGUAAUGUUGAAUAGCGCGGACGUGACUAUCUCGAGUCCCGUUACUGAAACGAUGAUGGUGAACGGCGUUAAUUUGCAAUCGAGUACCGAAACAUCGGCAGAUACUCCGAUCGGAAAUACUCCAGGAAUGAUCGCUGCAAAUGACCUCACAAUGACGACUAUCAAUAUUGACGAUGCUAUCGCAGUCAGUUCUGUAACGACCGCGGUACCAUCUGUCUCAGCAACAAACGCGAACAAUCUUGCUGGAAAUAACUUUACAAUCGCGAAUUCUAUGAUGAGUUCUAUAAAUCAAAUGGUUGCAUCUCUUGUGGAUGAAAAUACGAUUUCGAAUCGAAAAAAGAAAGAUAUAAUUAAUCUGUUAGAUAGUAUAAUUAACAGCAAUACCGUUAAAGAUGAGUCACACGAUAGAUCGCCGAAUCUUCGCAAAGCGAGAAGCCUGCGCGGAUAUUUCUCUAGCUAUCCAGACGAAGGUAUUUGGAUGCAAAAUCUAGAAAUUUGGAAGUCGUAUAAUACAGCAAACCCUAGUGAAUCCUCCAACGGAGAUACUUCAGCGGAGAUGUCGUUUUUGGUGAACGGUUGCGACGUUUCUUCGGUAUCGGCUUCGAGAUACAUUGCCGUAUUGCCUUUCGCGUAUUUCCCAUCGUUGCAAGCUGUCGCGCUCGAAUUUCCUUUGGACGAUCCCCGCUACAACAUUAUACUUUUCAUGCCCACGGAUAAAACGGACACGCUUCGUCUGGCGAGGGAUCUUAGCGGAAAGUCAUUGAGAUUGUUGAGGAAGCGAUUACAGCCUACUUGGGUCAGGGCCACUAUACCUUCGUUCAUGCUGCGUGGUUUCGUCACAUUGACGUCAUUUUUGCAAAGGCUGGGCAUCCUGGAUGUGUUCGAGCCGAGAGUAGCCGAUUUAUCACCCAUGACAUCCGAUCUCGGUGUAUACGCUAGAGACGUGCAACAGAGUAUAGGGGUCAAUAUAAGGAAUUAUAUGAAACCCGACCGGACCCAUUCUCGUAAUGGUCUAUUUGAAAGAGCUGGGCCUGAACCCUUUACAGUUUUGCAUCCCUUCCUUUAUUUCAUCGUCGACACCGAGACUUCAGUAAGUUUAAUCGCCGGACGAGUAGACGAUCCACUUAAUUCGAGAAUAUUGUAG